CUAAAACUUCUUAGUUUAUAGAGUAACUCUUUACCAGAUAUCAUAUGCACAUAACUCAGAGACGGUUUCAUUUCAUCUAAACAUUCUUAGAAAAUUCUCAAGUUUAGUCUAAUAAUAAAAUGACAUAUCUUUAAAGAGAUAUAAACAUAAAUUCAAUUAAAAAAAAUUGAAAAUAAAUAAAUACUCGAACUCUAAAAUUUUCUCUAUCUUAAAUUGAAAUAUUACCCUUGAGGCCUUGACUCUAAAUUUAUAUAAAGAAAUAAAGCACACAGCCACAACUAUAUAUAUGGUCAUCCGAGAGUCUAGAUGUAUACACUAUAACUUAUAUAAAGUAAAUAAAUAUAUGGGUGCAUUUCAAGUCCUCUCCGCCAAUACAAUCAAAGCACUAAAAUCAAGUAAUCAAAAAAUUGAUUUAACUCCAUGGGAUCUUCAGUUUCUACUUGCUUCAACCAACAAAAGGGGUCUUCUUUAUCACCAUCCUCUAGCAUCUGACCAAAUCCAACGGCUGAGACACUCUCUAACCUCUGCCCUUUCCUUUUUCCAACCUCUUGCCGGCCGUCUUAAAAUAACGGAACACAAAGACAACACCGUCUCGUGUUCCAUUACAUGCAACAAUGCAGGUGUAACCUUUAUUCAUGCCGCAUCAAAGAAUACUUGUGUUGCUGACAUCCUAGAAUCCACCUAUGUUCCUUCAGUUGUCCGUUCGUUUUUUCCUUUUAUCGGAGUUAGAAACUACGAAGGCACAUCAAAUCCAUUGUUGGCGGUUCAAGUCACGGAGUUAGUUGAUGGUAUCUUCAUUGGCUGCACGUUCAACCAUGUGGUCGGUGAUGGAAACUCCACGUGGAAUUUCAUUAAUUCUUGGGCUGAAAUCUCACGUGGAUGUUGUCAUCAUCAAAUAUCUAAACCUCCAACGUUAGAGCGUUGGUUUCCGAAUGGUAUACAAAGGCCCAUACGAUUUCCUUUCACUAUAGAGCCACAAAAUCACUCUGAUAGAUUGAGUUUUUCGUCAUCUGAUAACGAAAAACUCUGUCUAUCAGAAAGAAUAUUUCGCUUCACAAAGGAAAAAAUUGAGCAACUGAAAUCGAAAGUCAACGCAGAAAUUAAUGAUACCAUAAAAAUUUCUUCACUACAAGCGGUUUUAACUCACCUUUGGCGCUCUGUGAUCCGUUCCAAACAUCUUGAUCCACAAGAAGAAGUCUACAAUAUGUUCGUGAUAGGAGUUAGACAAAGGAUUGAUCCACAAUUGCCAGAAGAUUAUUUUGGAAACGCGAUUAUAGGUUGUGGGGUUAAAAUGAAAGCCGGGGAUUUAUUGAAGGAAGGUGGGCUUGGUAAAGGUGCUUGGGAGAUGAACAAGUUGAUUGCUUCACACUCUAAUGAGAAAUUAAAGAAUCAUUAUGAGUCUUGGUUGAAAAAUCCAAGCUUUAUUACAUCUGCUAGCAUGAUCAAUAAAGAUUUCUUGGCCACUACCAGCUCCCCAUGGUUUGAUGUUUAUGGCAAUGAUUUUGGUUGGGGAAAGCCUGUGGCAGUUCGAAGUGGCAAUAACAUAAAUGGAUUUGUUAGUGCAUUUUCUGGAAUAGAAGAAGGUAGUAUCAAUCUUCAAGUGUGUCUUCCUUACAAAAUUUUGGAGGCAAUGGGAAAUGACCCUGAGUUCAUGGAGGUCGUGUCCAACUAAUGUAUGCAGUUCAUGAUGAAUAUUUGUAAAAUUGAUUUGAUAUCAUAUCAAUACAUACUGAUUGGAAGAGAAGAAUCUAUCUUAUAAGUUCUACAAGUUUUUCGACAAAGAUUAUAGACAUUAUUAUAACGGUGAAAAACUUUGUAUAUAUAUCAUGGUAGUUUAAAAAAAAAAUACUGGAAUUUGUAUUUUGUGUCAUAUUCUGUGAAUAAUUUACAAUGUUGAAGUCUUUGUUUUUUCAUUACCUAUGGUUAGAAAGGUUUGACUUUAGGUUUCUUUGAUAGUGAUACAAUGCAUGUGGUUACGCAUGUGGUUACGCAUGUGUAUGUCAUGCACUAAGUUGUAUUGUAUUGUUCUUAUGGGUAAGCACCCAAAUUAUGUUGAAUUUUCUGAAUAAAAAUAUUGUGUACUUC
This is a messenger RNA of Trifolium pratense (red clover), 2085 nucleotides long. Its product is annotated as protein ENHANCED PSEUDOMONAS SUSCEPTIBILITY 1-like. The record is from RefSeq and is a predicted model, not a curated record. Lineage: Eukaryota; Viridiplantae; Streptophyta; Magnoliopsida; Fabales; Fabaceae. The transcript has a single exon. Bases 287 to 1672 code for a protein of 461 amino acids.